Messenger RNA from Dipodomys spectabilis (banner-tailed kangaroo rat), 1758 nucleotides. It is a transcript of the gene Dpysl4, whose product is annotated as dihydropyrimidinase like 4. The transcript has 14 exons. The coding region runs from base 38 to 1756 and encodes 572 amino acids. Lineage: Eukaryota; Metazoa; Chordata; Mammalia; Rodentia; Heteromyidae. Gene Ontology annotation, cellular component: cytosol; cytoplasm. The record is from RefSeq and is a predicted model, not a curated record. Gene Ontology annotation, molecular function: hydrolase activity, acting on carbon-nitrogen (but not peptide) bonds, in cyclic amides.
UCGCCUCGACGGAGUCCAAGGCCAGUCCAGGAGCAAAAUGUCCUUCCAAGGCAAGAAGAGCAUACCGCGCAUCACGAGCGACCGCCUCCUGAUCAAAGGUGGGAAGAUUGUGAAUGAUGACCAGUCCUUCUAUGCCGAUCUGUAUGUGGAAGAUGGCUUGAUUAAACAAAUCGGGGAGAACCUCAUCGUCCCCGGGGGCAUCCGAACCAUCGACGCCCAUGGCCUGAUGGUCCUGCCUGGCGGAGUCGACGUGCACACCAGGCUGCAGGCGCCUGCGCUGGGCAUGGCGCCCGCUGAUGACUUUGCGCAGGGCACCACAGCCGCCCUGGCCGGAGGGACCACCAUGGUCUUGGACCACGUGUUUCCGGACGCGGGUGUGAGCCUGCUGGCGGCCUACGAACAGUGGCGGGAGCGGGCGGACACUACAGCCUGCUGCGACUACUCGCUGCACAUGGACGUCCCCCGCUGGCACGAGAGCACCAAGGAGGAGCUGGAGGCCCUGGUCAAGGACAAGGGCGUGAACUCCUUCCUGGUCUUCAUGGCGCACAGGGACCGGUGCCAGUGUUCGGACGGGCAGAUGUACGAGAUCUUCAGCAUCAUCCGGGACCUGGGGGCCGUGGCCCAGGUCCACGCCGAGAACGGGGACAUCGUGGAGGAGGAGCAGAAGCAGCUGCUGGAACGCGGCAUCACGGGUCCCGAGGGCCACGUGCUCAGCCACCCCGAGGAGGUGGAGGCUGAGGCUGUGUACCGCGCCAUCACCAUCGCCAAGCAGGCCAACUGCCCACUGUAUGUCACCAAGGUGAUGAGCAAGGGCGCAGCCGAUGUGAUUGCCCAAGCCAAGCGCAGGGGGGUGGUUGUGUUCGGGGAGCCCAUCACUGCCAGCCUGGGCACGGACGGCUCACAUUACUGGAGCAAGAACUGGGCUAAGGCCGCGGCCUUUGUCACUUCGCCCCCCAUCAGCCCCGACCCCACCACCGCAGACCACCUCAGCGCCCUGCUGUCCAGCGGGGACCUCCAGGUGACCGGCAGCGCGCACUGUACCUUCACCACUGCCCAGAAGGCCGUCGGCAAAGACAACUUCACACUGAUCCCGGAGGGCACCAACGGCGUGGAGGAGCGCAUGUCCAUAGUCUGGGAGAAGUGUGUGGCCUCGGGAAAAAUGGAUGAGAAUGAGUUUGUUGCUGUGACCAGUACCAAUGCUGCCAAAAUCUUCAACUUUUACCCCAGGAAGGGGCGUGUGGCUGUGGGCUCUGAUGCCGACCUGGUCAUCUGGAACCCGAGGGCCACCAGGGUCAUCUCUGCCAAGACCCACAACCUGAACGUGGAGUACAACAUCUUGGAAGGCGUGGAGUGCCGGGGGGCCCCGGUGGUGGUUAUCAGUCAGGGCCGAGUUGUGCUGGAGAGCGGGGCCCUCCUGGUCACCCCGGGGGCCGGCCGCUUCAUCCCCCGGAAGACCUUCCCGGACUUCGUGUACAAGAGGAUCAAAGCCCGGAACAGGCUGGCGGAGAUCCACGGGGUGCCCCGAGGUCUCUAUGACGGGCCUGUGCAUGAAGUGGCGCUGCCCGCCAAGCCGGGGAGCAGCGCCCCGGCCCGGGCUUCCUGCUCCGGCAAGAUCUCAGUGCUGCCUGUGCGUAACCUGCACCAGUCUGGAUUCAGCCUCUCUGGGUCUCAAGCGGAUGAUCACAUUGCCAGACGCACAGCUCAGAAGAUCAUGGCGCCCCCUGGUGGACGCUCCAACAUCACCUCGCUCUCCUAGGC